Molecule: messenger RNA, 4305 nt
Organism: Lepisosteus oculatus (spotted gar)
Lineage: Eukaryota; Metazoa; Chordata; Actinopteri; Semionotiformes; Lepisosteidae
Gene: trib2
Product: tribbles pseudokinase 2
Biological process (GO): regulation of MAP kinase activity; protein phosphorylation; positive regulation of proteasomal ubiquitin-dependent protein catabolic process
Cellular component (GO): nucleus
Molecular function (GO): ATP binding; protein kinase activity; mitogen-activated protein kinase kinase binding
Source: RefSeq, a predicted model, not a curated record
GGUGUGCGGAGAAACCUCAGUGUAGUCAGCGCUGCACUGGGCUUCGGUGUGAAUGUGCUGCUGACAUAAGUGAAUAGAGAUUCCCGGCCACGUAAGUACUAUUAAUACACAGCGGGAGAUGAUGUCUUGCUGAAAAAAGGGAUAGGCCUGGGAAAGAUUGGCCAUCCCUUCUUAGCAGCUAAAUAAAAUUCGAUUUUUCCCAGCAGUGUUUUGGAUAAAAACGAGUUUUCAGUAUAAGACAUCGGUUUCAAAUCAAGAGGAGGACUUGCAAUCUAGCAUCAUUUUCUGUUCUGCAUGGAGAUAAUCCUGGGAGGCCCGUGAACGCUACCGGAGCACAGGGAAAUCUGAAACCACUGGUCUAGCGUUAUGCUUGUUUGCACUUUCUUUGCGUUGCAUUAUAUGUGGAUACUCAAAUCUUCGUGCAUAACGUGCGAAUUUUACUUUUUUUGAACAACGGAUAGCGUUUUUGCAGCAUUGAAGCUUGCACUGAGUUGCUUUUGUAAAUUCGUUUAAAUUUAGAAUAGUUAGAGCAAUUCAAGAAAAAAAAGAUCCUGACGCCAUCUAGGGCUGAGAACUUGGUGCUAUAGUACAGUAGUUACCUGACAUUCAUUGUUUCUGUAUCUGAAUCAAAUUAGUUUCAAUCCCAUUUUAUUUGAUUUGAGAUAUGUUAACCAAAGGAGAUAUUGUAACUCUUUGAUUAAUCUAAAGACUCUCAAGAUCAUUAAGUGUAAAUCCGGAUUUUUUCUUUUGUGCAUUCCACAUUUUAUUUAUGUAUAAACACUAGCAUUUUUAUUUGAAGUUGCAACGUUCUACUUUGUGACUGUUAAAACAGUAACAGGGAAUACCGUUUACUGUAUACACUCAGAAGCUGGACCUUUAACUGUGAGAAACGGUUACGAUCUGUGAUUCAAGCGCAGUGAAUUUAUACUGAACAAGGUUCACCCUACUGGAAUCCUAUUACUCGAAGACAAAUUUCGUAGGAAGCACCUUGGUAUCGUAUACUCAUGAACAUACAGAGGUCAAGCCCCAUUAACAUAACGCGUUAUGGGAGAUCAAGACACAAAAAUCACGACUUUGAGGAUUUAUCUUGUUUGAGGACUACCGAAUCGAUUCAGAGUUUCAGUCCAAAUUUAGGUUCUCCAAGUCCCCCAGAGACGCCUAAUUCUUCACAUUGCAUUUCUUGCAUUGGGAAAUACCUAUUGUUGGAGCCGCUUGAGGGAGACCACGUUUUCCGGGCUGUUCACUUGCAUAGUGGAGAGGAGCUCGUCUGUAAGGUUUUUGAUAUCGCCCGAUAUCAGGAAUCCUUAGCAGCCUAUUUUUGUUUGUCUGGACAUGAAAAUAUCAACCAAAUUGUUGAAAUUCUUCUUGGGGAAACCAGAGCCUAUGUAUUCUUUGAGAAGAGCCAUGGGGAUAUGCACUCAUUUGUUCGUACCUGCAAAAAACUCAGAGAGGAUGAAGCUGCCAGACUGUUCCAUCAGAUAGCAUCAGCCGUCGCUCACUGUCAUGACAAUGGACUGGUUUUGAGAGAUCUGAAGCUGAGGAAAUUUGUUUUUAAAAAUGAAGACAGGAGUCUGGUUAAAUUGGAAAGUCUGGAAGAUGCAUAUAUUUUAGAAGGAGAAGAUGACUCUCUCUCAGACAAGCAUGGCUGUCCAGCCUAUGUGAGCCCAGAGAUCCUUAAUACAAGUGGCAGCUACUCUGGCAAGGCAGCAGAUGUUUGGAGCCUCGGUGUGAUGCUGUAUACAAUUCUAGUUGGACGCUAUCCAUUCCAUGAUGUGGAACCUAGUUCUCUCUUCAGCAAGAUCCGCCGCGGGCAGUUCAGCAUUCCAGAAACACUCACCCCCAAGGCUAAAUGCCUUAUCCGCAGCAUCCUUAGGCGGGAACCCACUGAGAGGCUUACUUCACGGGAAAUCUUGGACCACCCUUGGUUUUCUUCAGAUAUCCAUGCCUCUAAUUCAGGAUAUGGUGCAAAUGAGAAGGAAGCUUCCGAUCAGCUGGUGCCUGAUGUUAAUAUGGAAGAAGAGCUUGACAAGUUUUUCAGCUGAGCAGCACAACAGUUAAACAGGGAUGCCUGGCACAGAGGAAAAAAAAAACAAAACAAACUUAAAUUGAAGGAGUUUUUCUUCACCCAUUUAAUGGAAUUCUAGAUCAACCUAGCUUAGCAGCAGAAGCAAAGUGGGAGUUCCUUUAUCGAUCUUAGAGAAGCAGAAGGACUUGUGAAAUGCAGAUGUAAUGUAGCAAAUUUCUUGAAGUGGUGCUAUCAGGUUAGAUUGAUACUAGCAGAAUUAAAGUACAAAUGAAAAGGCAUAUGAGGAAAAUCGCUUCUCAUCUCAAGGAGACAAGGAGAAGAUAAAAACAGGCUGCACGUGCCAGUCAAACUGCAGUGUAUCACUCCUUUUCUUUUCUACAAAUCGUUUGCAAGUCACAAUAAAUAACUUUUUGCCUCAACACAUUUGGCAUCGUACUGUUAUGUAUUUUGCUUUUUUUUCCAUUCAGGUAAUUUACUUUUUUUUCUUUCAUUGACUAAAAUUAUUCAUUAUUUUACAUAGGUGCACAUGGACCGACACACAAUGCGGGUGCUAACCAAAUUUUCAGUUUGUCUUUGUGUAGCUACUUUCAGUACUGGUAUAAAUCUAGGCUCAUUUCUGGAUAAUGUGUUUUGUAUACUUGUCAGCUAGUGACAUUUUUAAAGCUUUGUUCCUAAAAGGGGAAGUAACUUAUUUAACAAGCUUUUCUGCUUUUAUUUCAACUGCCUUUGUUGCAGUAAGCUAUUACAAUACAAACUUCCAGUUGUAUAACUGCUACUGUAGUAUCUUAAACCUUUUUUUUUCUUACUGAAAAUAUACAGGGUUCUGAAAUAGCUUCCAGACCUGCCAUCAUGCACUUGAUUUGUAUAGGCGGAAUAAUAAGAAACAAAGGGGCUGGUCAAAUGAGGUGUCAAUGUUUAGAAUAGGAGAAACUAUUAGGUAAUUUAAUGUGUUGGCACCGAAGACAAAUUUACAAUUUAUUUUGAACUAUUAUAUUUAAGAACAUACAGGUAUUUGUUUCGGGUCAUAUAAACAUGAAGAUGAUGUGUGGGCACACAGUCAAUGCAUGACACAGGGCAGGCAUUUAAAUGAAAAGCAACAAUGAAAAAAAAUCUGUCCGAAGCUUAGCUUAUGCCAGUAUUUAAUGUUUUUCUGUCUAGCUCCUAAUUUGAGUUUAGGCACUUUAUUUCUUAAUAAUUUAGACAGUUGGCACAGAUUAUUUAAUGAAGGCUCUAUAGGCAUUAAAAAGCAAGUGAUACAACCAUGGCUUAUCAUUAGAAUUGAAACCCUGUUUCCCUAAAAAGAGAUUCAGAUGUUUACUUCUACUUGAUGCUAACUGCAAAUAGAGCUGGAAAAUAUUAAGCUUGUUUUAAGAGAUGCUGAAACAUUUUUAAAACAGUAUAACAAUCCCCCCACCCCCCACCCCCCGGAAUUGGACUUAGUGGGUAGAUGGAAGCAUCUAAAUAUUAACUUUUCUAAAGAUUAUCCUACAUAAGUUAUGUGCUGCUUAUUUUCCAGAUUUAAGAAAACGCACAUCUGCACCACUUUGUCUAAAAAACAAGAAACUAAAAUGAAUAAGCCAAUGUUUAAUUUUUAAUAUUAAAAGUAACAUAAGUUAUGGACACUGUACUAAACACUUCCAUAUUCUGGAUUUUUGACCCUGUUUUUUUUAACCUUUUCUUCUCUUACAUGACUGUCUAUAUACAGUAUGUAAACAGUUCUGGACAUAACUACUAUGCUGUUUGCAGUACCUCAUUUUUAUUUUGUAUUACUGCCUGUACAGAUUCUGUGAAAUGGUCAUGUUCUGGAUAGGUACAUGUGGACUUCUGUAGUAUUUAAAUGUUACUUGAAUUUGUGCUUUAUUAUAGUAUGUGGCAUGUGUGUACAGCUGCUUGGCAUUUGCCCUAUAGAUGCUAUUGCCUGCCUAGCAGGAAGGCUUUAACUCAGAAAAAAACAAGCAGAGGAUGGUUCAAUUCUCAGUGGAUUUAUGAAAUAAUAAAAAAAAAUCUGCAGCUGACCUGCCCCUUUUUAAGAAAUUGCUUUUAUCUUAUUUCACAAUAAAGAAUUAUGGAGUGAGCUGUUCACUUUGAAGAUGGUGCUGAGUUGGUGCUAAUGUUGAAGGAUUUUUUUUUCUUUUUCUUUGGAAGGGGGAAUGUUUCGAGAAAGUGAUAUGCAUGGCGGGAUUUCACUGCCUCUGGUGUUUUGAUUGUAAUGUAUUUGGUUUGAUGUUUUGUCCAAAAAUUCUUCAGUAAGUAAAUAAAUUGUGAACUGCAUAUUGAAA